Myripristis murdjan (pinecone soldierfish) is the source of this 7914-nucleotide messenger RNA. RefSeq names its product kinesin family member 13A (gene kif13a). Gene Ontology annotation, molecular function: ATP binding; microtubule motor activity; microtubule binding. The transcript has 40 exons. Bases 294 to 6308 code for a protein of 2004 amino acids. NCBI's taxonomy places the organism in Eukaryota, Metazoa, Chordata, Actinopteri, Holocentriformes, Holocentridae. Gene Ontology annotation, biological process: microtubule-based movement. The record is from RefSeq and is a predicted model, not a curated record.
AGGAUAGCAGUCGUGCUCCCAGUGGAAGAUGGCGGUGGGGAUGCUGUCUGGGGCUGGAAGAGACUGUUGGAUUUGCACAAGAAGCGAGCUCGGAUGGAUAUAAAGAAAAAUGAACAUAUUUUCGUGUCUUAUCCUCGAGGCCUGGACUCGUUUCCGGUUGUUUAAUUAGACUCUAAUGCCUUUUAUCUGGCAGAAAUCCGGGCUUCUCGUCGGGGAUUCAUAGGCUACAACUAUACAUUGAUAGCUCCGCGCAUAGACAGGGUGGGAGUAAAAAAAAAAAAAAGUGGACGAAAAUGUCGGAUACAAAGGUAAAAGUUGCAGUGAGAGUUCGGCCUAUGAACCGCAGGGAAAUUGAGCUGAAUACAAAAUGUGUCGUGGACAUGGAGGACAACCAAACUGUUCUACACCCACCACCUUCCAAUGCAAAAGGGGAGAACAGGAAACAACCUAAGGUGUUUGCCUUUGACCACUGUUUUUGGUCCAUCGAUGAGUCCAACGUCCCUAAGUAUGCUGGUCAAGAGGUGGUGUUCAAGUGCCUUGGAGAGGGAAUACUUGAAAAUGCAUUCCAGGGAUAUAAUGCCUGCAUUUUUGCCUAUGGACAAACAGGUUCAGGCAAGUCCUUUUCCAUGAUGGGAAAUGGGGAGCAGCCGGGUCUGAUCCCCCGGCUGUGCUGCUCCCUGUUUGAGAGGGUCCACAGAGAGGAGAACGAGGCCCAUACUUUCAAGGUUGAGGUGUCCUACAUGGAGAUCUACAAUGAGAAGGUCCGUGAUCUGUUGGAUCCCAAAGGGAGCCGACAAUCCCUGAAAGUUCGUGAACACAAAGUUCUGGGUCCAUAUGUGGAUGGUCUGUCUCAGCUGGCUGUCACCAGCUUUGAGGACAUUGAAGUGUUGAUGUCAGAAGGCAAUAAAUCUCGGACCGUUGCUGCCACCAACAUGAAUGAGGAGAGCAGUCGGUCACAUGCUGUCUUCAGCAUCAUUGUCACACAGACACUGUAUGAUCUACAAUCCGGGAAUUCAGGGGAGAAGGUGAGCAAGAUGAGUCUGGUUGACUUGGCAGGAAGUGAGCGAGUGUCCAAGACUGGAGCUGCUGGGGAGAGACUCAAAGAGGGCAGCAACAUAAACAAGUCUUUGACCACACUUGGCUGUGUGAUAUCUGCUCUGGCUGACCAGUCUGCAGGGAAAGGGAAGGCCAAGUUUGUGCCUUACAGAGACUCAGUCCUCACCUGGUUACUCAAGGACAACCUUGGUGGCAACAGCAAGACAGCCAUGAUUGCUACAGUGAGUCCAGCAGCCGAUAACUAUGAGGAGACUCUGUCCACACUGCGCUAUGCUGACAGGGCCAAGAGGAUUGUCAACCAUGCCGUGGUGAACGAAGACCCCAACGCUCGCAUCAUCAGAGAGCUGAGGGAAGAGGUGGAGAAGCUCAAAGUGCAGCUCUGUCAGGCCGAGUCCAUGAAGGCCCCGGAGCUGCAAGAGAAACUGCAGGAGUCUGAGAAACUCAUUCAGGAGAUGACAGUCACAUGGGAGGAAAAACUCAGAAAAACAGAGGAGAUUGCAACAGAGCGUCAGAAGCAGUUGGAGAGCAUGGGAAUCUCUCUGGAAACUUCUGGGAUCAAAGUUGGGGAAGACAAAUGUUUCCUGGUCAAUCUGAACGCUGACCCUGCCCUGAACGAGCUGUUGGUCUACUACCUGAAGGAGCACACCCGUGUGGGUGCAGACACGUCCCAGGACAUCCAGCUUUUUGGGAUAGGAAUCCAGCCGGAGCACUGUGUGCUGGAGCUCUGCCCAGAUGGUGAUGUCACCCUCAUGCCCAUGGAGAAUGCCAGAACCUGUGUCAACGGAACGAUGAUCGAUUGUUUGGUCCACCUGUGGCAUGGAGACCGAAUAUUAUGGGGCAACAACCACUUCUUCAGGAUCAAUCUGCCUAAGCGGAAGCGGCGGGACCGUUUGAAGGAGCUAGAGAGAGCCUCUCCCAGAGAGAGCUUUGUGGAGGCAGAUGUGGAGACUGCCAGCGAGGCCUCCUCUGAGCAGGACUACAGCUACGAGUUUGCCCAGAUGGAGGUCAUAAUGAAGACCCUGGGGAAUAACGACCCCAUGCAGAAUGUGGUCCAGGUGCUGGAGAAGCAAUACCUGGAGGAGAAGCGAAUGGCUCUGGAGGAACAGAGGAUGAUGUACGAGCGAGAGCUGGAGUCACUGCGGCAGCAGCUGUCCCCCGAGAAAACACCCCAACAUCACCGGAGCAGCAGUGACCGCCUUACAUUCCCAAUGCACACAUCCCACAGUAAGCUGCGACUGUGGACAGAGGAGAGGGACGAGCUGUUUCGGCAGAGUCUUUCUCGGCUCAGGGAGCAGGUUGUGAAAGCUAACACCUUGGUGCGAGAAGCCAACUUUUUAGCAGAGGAGAUGAACAAACUCACCGACUAUCAGGUCACCCUUCAGAUUCCUGCAGCCAACCUCAGCGCCAACCGCAAGCGUGGGACCAUAGUGAGCGAGCCAGCCAUUCAGGUCCGGAGGAAAGGGAAGGGAACUCAAGUGUGGACCAUUGAGAAGCUGGAGAACAAACUGGUGGACAUGAGAGACCACUACAGAGACUGGAAGGAAGGCACAGAGGAGAUGUGUUACAGGGCCAACAGCAGGCACACUGACCCGUUCUAUGAGGCACAGGAGAACCACAACCUGAUAGGAGUGGCCAACAUUUUUCUGGAGUGCCUUUUCCACGAUGUCAGACUGCAGUAUGCUGUCCCCAUCAUUAGCCAACAGGGAGAGGUGGCAGGCAGGCUACACAUCGAACUGAUGCGAGUUAGCGGGGCCGUACCAGAGCGCCUGGUUGGUGGAGACGACUCGUCAGAGAACUCCAGUGAGAGUAGCUGCUACGAAGUCAUGGACACCAACGGGGAGAUCGUCCACAUGGCCAAGAGGCUCACCUGCAGGGUGCGGAUCAGGGAGGCCACAGGGCUCCCACUUAACCUGUCCAACUUCGUCUUCUGUCAGUACACCUUCUGGGAGCAGGCUGAGCCCACCGUGGCUCCUCCCAUGGUCAGUCCAGACACUCCCUCCUCCCGAAGCCCUGAUGCCCAGUUCACUGUCCAGUUUGAUCACUGCAAGGAUUAUGUGGUGCAUGUAACAGAUGAGUUUUUGGAGUUUAUAUCAGACGGGGCAUUAGCCAUUGAGGUGUGGGGUCAUCGCUGUGCUGGAAAUGGACGUUCAUUCUGGGAAUUAGAUGCUCUGCAGGCCAAGACCCGCACACUCCGAGAUAGGUGGAGUGAGGUGUCUCGCAGGAUCGAGCUGUGGGCCUCCAUCCAGGAGUUGAACGAGCAGGGGGAGUACUCAGCCGUGGAGCUGCAGCCUGGAAAGGACAUCAGCACUGGGGGAGUCUUCCAACUCCGACAGGGUCACUCCCGGAGGCUGCAGGUGUGUGUGAAGCCAGUGCAACAUUCAGGCACUCUGCCUCUGCUGGUGGAGGCUGUGCUGUCUGUCUCUAUUGGCUGUGUGUCCGCUCGCUCCACCAAGUUGCAGAGACCUCUCGACAGCUACCAGAGAGAGGUGGAAGACGAUAUGGAUAGUUAUCAGGAGGAAGACCUCAACUGUGUUCGAGAGCGCUGGUCAGAGGCUCUGAUCAAACGCAGGGAGUACCUUGACGAACAAAUCAAGAAAAUCAUCAACAAGCAAGAGAAGUCAGAGGAGGAUAUUGAGCGUGAAGCCCGGCUAGUGGAACAGUGGGUAGGCCUGACUGAAGAGAGAAAUGCUGUGCUUGUCCCUGCGCCUGGUAGUGGCAUACCUGGAGCUCCUGCGGACUGGACCCCACCUGCUGGAAUGGAGGCUCACAUCCCUGUGCUCUUCCUGGAUUUGAAUGCGGAUAAUCUGACAGUAAAUGAGCAGCUGACUGGGCCCCACGCUGCUGGAGUUAACUCCAUCUUGCCCAAGGAGCAUGGAAGCCAGUUCUUCUAUCUGCCUAUCAUCAGGCACAGUGAUGAGGAGGUGUCAGCUGUCUGCUCCUGGGACUCGUCCAUCCACGAUUCUGUGCACCUCAACCGGGUCACAUCUCCCAAUGAGCGCAUCUACCUGAUUAUCAAAGCCACAGUGCAGCUCAGCCACCCCGCCUCCAUGGAGCUGGUGGUCCGCAAGAGGAUCGCUGUCAACAUCUACAACAAACAGAGCUUCACUCAGAGUCUCAAGAGAAGAAUGUCCUUAAAGAACACGCUGUACUCCUGUGGUGUGACUUACGAGAUUGUUUCCAACAUACCAAAGGCCUCAGAGGAGCCAGAGGAGAGGGAAACAUUGGCCCUCAUGGCCGCCCGUGGCGACAGCGAAGAAACUCAGGAUGGAGAAACCUACAUAGAGAAAUAUACACGAGGAGUUUUGGAAGUGGAAAACAUAAUCAGUCUAGAGAGGCUACGACAGGCUGUGACUGUGAAGGAGGCUCUCUCCGCUAAGGGGAGACACCUAAGAAGGAGUAUCAGCACACCUAAUGUACAGCAUUCUUCUUGUAGUAAAACAGAUCUAACUGGCUGUGAGGAUGAAGACUGCAAGGACCAUUGUGAUUCUCAUGCGGACAGCCUGAACUGCAGUCUCCAGGAUGGCUCACUUUGUAGCACCCCUAUCAAAAACAAGGAGAACCAAGGCCUGGUACCAGAGAGUCCCACAUUUUUCAACUCCAGCCCAUUCAAGGUCCUCUCCCCUAAGCCACCGCAGUUCCUCAAGUCUCUGCUGCCUGUCAAAGAGGAGAACAAGACUAAGAAGGCACUGGAAGCCCGGCCACUGCUUGGACAGGAGAGCAUGCGCUCAUGUGUGGACAGCCCUGCACUGCUCCCCCCUCCCUGCCCCUGGCGCCGGCCCAGGGCAGGCAGCGAGGGCCACUGCAAGCCUUCCACCUCCACUUCCACCCCCACCUCCACUUCCACCAGCAGACAGCUCAGCCACACACUGCCACACACUGCUCAGGACUCUGACGAUGAAGAGACGGAUGUGGACAUGACCUUGAGUCUGGACCGGGGCCUUCAGGACCACAACAGCUUUCAGCCUUACAUUCCAGAGGACUUUGCCAACUUUGAAGUCUACAACGCCACUCUUGAGAGUCAGGAGGGGGUUCUGUCCGCUCACUCUGACUUGAAAGGAAGCCGGUGUGGUGGUGCAGGUGGAGAGAGAGAGGUGUCUCGCAGCCCCACGGCUAGCAGUUGCACUAGUGGCUACUUCUCACACAGUGCCUCCAAUGCCACGCUAUCCGACAUGCCUUUCAGUGCCAGUGAGAGCUCCGACCAUCUCAGCUGUGCCACCAGAGAUCCCCAUGAUCCGCUCUCCUGUCCCACUGGAAGAGGCUGCACCCAAACCAAAAGUGUUUCUGCAGGGGGUGAUACCCGGCAACCUCCUCAUUCGGCGUGUGGCGGGCAGGAUUUCCUCGCACCCCCAGCAUCUUCACCCAUCAGUAUUCCCAAAACAUCCCCUCUGCCACACAACUCUGUUCUCAGUGCCAGCCAGGAGUUCACUGACUUUAAAGGGGCUGAUGAUGGUAUCGGAGAAGGUGAUUUAGCACAGUUUACAGAGGGAUGGCAGCAGGAGGGUUUGGACUUACCUACUUGCCAACAGAAGAAAGAGGUUAAUGCACAAACAAAUGACACUGGCAAUCAGCAGACCUCUGAUAAUUCUGUUGUCAUCAACACAUCUAUCCCUGAAAAUGUCCCAACCUCUAUAUGCAAAUGUCACAGCGUUAAAGACUCCGUCAGUGUACCUGUGCCCGGCCCAAACACUGCUCUAGUUUCUGGUCCAAUCGGAGCCCAGAUUUCUGCCCCUGACCAAGUCCCUGCUCCGGCCCCAGCCUUAACCAUACCCUCAGUGCCGGUGUCAACUCUGGCCUCAUCCCCAGUGACAACUUCAACUCCACCUGUAGCCUCUGCACCUUCCCCGGCUCAGCGAGCAGGAGGAGGGCAACCUCCCAUCCAGGAGCCAGCCCAGGGAGAUCUGCCCCAUGGGAGUCCCUGUCCCAGCCCAAACCCUAGCAGUGCGGAGCCCUCCGGUGAUUCCAGUGGGGAUGAGAGCUCACCUGUUGCCCAGCUUCCUGACUGGAUGGCCCCUGGAGAGCAGGUGUGGGUGGGGAAGAGGAGAGGAACAGUCCACUAUGUUGGAGGGGUGGAGUUUGCUAAGGGGAUCUGGGUUGGUGUGCAGCUGGACCUGGCAGUGGGUAAGCACAAUGGGACUGUCCAGGGAAGAGUGUACUUUCGCUGUCCACCAGGCCAUGGUGUGUUCGUGAAGCCGUCUCGUCUCACCAGAGGACCACCCUCGAUGGACACAGAACCCCAGACUCUCAUCAGAUAGGACCCAAAGAAGGACCAGCUUUCCAACACCUAACAAGGACCCCGGGGAUGGUCCUCAGUUCCAGUGCCUAGGGUGAACUGCAAGAUGACUUCAGUACAUCUCCUUUCCCUCCAUCCCUCCUAUCACUCAAAUCACUGAACUGAUUUAUUCUGUCAGUGUGACUGCUUGCCUGAAGCAUAUCUGACCUGUGCUUUUAAUGAAGGUAUAUCCUUGUUACUGUUCACUGAAAAUUCACUAUGCACAUAUCUGAGUUUUCUAUUGUGUUAUUUUUGAUAGAGAAAUUAACUUUUAACUCGGACUCCAUAUGAAAAUAUUAUCCACGUAAUUUUUCUUACAUUUGUUCCUGAACAUUAUGUAAUAUUUUUGUAAGACAAUGCAUCCUUCCCUGAGGCUCAAAGUGGAGUGAUCUAGGAUAUUAAGAUUAAGAAUGUACUACUGUUCAUUACAAUGAUAUUUACAUCAAUAUGAUAUAUCAGGGGUAACCAAAGAACAAGGGUUCUGUAUCUGCUGUUAAAAGUGAUAUCAUAUUUUUCUAAUCUAUGUGGAAACAUACAAUAUAUAUCUGUGUGUCCAAGUAAAGCAUAGUGCCAUAUCUCUAUGACUAAUGCCACAUACCCUGAACAGUGGGCGGAUCUACAAAACCUGAGUUGGUUUCAGUGUUUGACUGCAGUUAUCAUGUUGCCCUCUAAAUGUUUAAUUAUAUUAUUGGAGUACUGUAACAGUGGGGAGGAAAUACUCCCCAUUGAGCAUGGGACUGUUGCCAUUGCUGUCUGAAUGCUUGCACUGGAAAGGAUUCUUGAAGAGUUCACCAACUGUCUUCCGUAUUGGACUGAUAAAACAUUUCCUGUGUGCUUCUGAGUGAUGGGACUGAAAAUGCCUGAGUUGGGUCAUCACUAUUAUUAGCUGAAUGAAGCAGCUAGGAUUUGUCCAAGGCCUAGACAUAAUGAUGCCUUAUUGCCCUUUUUCUCUAAAGGCAGGCAUGUAAACCACAGACUACUCGAUGAACAAUGCCCCUUAACAAGGAUUCAUUUUGUCGACUGAGUUAAAAAUGAUACCCAAGUGUAUGGACCUCAAGCCUGUGUAUGAUGACGUGAUGCCCAGAGGCAUUCAAAAUGCCAUCCAACCUCAACGACUGAUUCCUUGAAUACUUUGCUGAUCAAUUGUCCAUCUGUAUUUUAUGUUAAUUGACUAAUGUGUUACACUAAAUAUUUUCAAAGGUACUCAAAACGCCAACAUUUUUUUCUACUUGGAGGAUUGGAUGAAUGGGUGAUGGACAGUAUCAGGUUACUGAAGAAAAUAAGUGGAAUAAGUUUUGUUCGGAGAAAGUUUGUCCUAUGAACUUGUAUUUUCUAUGGAAGUGGUGAACUGUGGAACUGAUUAGAGAUAGUUAUAUAUUCAAGCUGUAAUUUCAAGUAAAUGAAAGAAACCCAAGACCUUACUUUAAAGAAAAGAUCAAAGCUGCUCUCCCUGACAGGAGUUGUAAAUAGAAAUGUAUUUGAACAUAGUAUUUACAAUAUUAUAAUGUACAGAAUUGUAUUUAUAAUGUAUCUCAACAAACUGUUUUAAUUGGUACAAAAUGUUCUAGAAUAGAACAUUUCCAAUCAAA